AACAAUAAAUACUGAAAACUGUUGGGAUGAUAACUGUUAAUGCUUUCUAUAUUCCACCAUUCAUCCAGCAUCGAAACAUUCAAAUAGAAUAAAAAACGAUGUUAAUCUUUGAAAAUAGCAGGUAUAUUUUGCUAUUGAUGUUGGUACAAAGUUUUGAAUUCAUUCAGACUAAACAAUGUAACAUUCCAGAGGACAAUGAAGAUAUUGACUGGGAUAAGCUUCAUGAUGACUGGUAUGAUGGACUUACAGAUGACGCAGGGAUGACGACAGAUUUCUUGGGGGGAAAGCUGGAGAAUUUCACUAAAACAAGCACAGGAGUGCAAUAUGUGAUCAUAGAAUUGAACAAAAAUUCUCCUGCACGAACGACAUCACUCCAUAUGACCAAACAACGAGCUGGUGUUUAUAGACCAGAAAAGAGUGAAGAAGCGGCUGUGUUGGCUCUAGAAGCAUUGAAACCAGAUGGCAGCAUAAAUGAGAAAGCUAUGAAAAUAGACGAAGCACUAUUUGGUGGUGAUAUAUUGAUACUAAGCGAUGAGAAGAACUACAUGAUUCAUGCAUUUUGUAGCCUCGAAGAUGAAUGGGUGGUCUGGGCAACAUUUCCAACAUUGAAUCCUACAAUUCAACAAAUAAGUUUGAUGUGGAACAAGCUCAUUGAGAAAGGAAUCAUUGUUCAACUUUAUCCUUACGAAACUGUUGGACACCCAUAGUGAAAAACUUGAACUGAAACUGUUAUACUAAAAUUUUGAAUGAAGGGAUUACUCAAAAGUAAAUUUAUAAAUUAUAACGCUCAAACACGAGUUUUUUUUUUUUUUUUUUUAUGUUUUGAUCAACCUCCUUCAAACAUAUAAAGAUCCCAACUUUUUAAACAGAAACAGUUUAAGUUAACUUAAUCUAAAACUUUCCUUCGUUUGGAAUGAAAUAUGAUUUUUUGUGCUUUUGCUUUUUAUUGUAUGAUUCCUGUAUAUUUGUCACAUCAGCAUACACAAAUCCAAGAGUGCAAGAAAACAUAGAGAUAGAAGACAUGCCCAAUAAUUUUUAUAUAUUUACGUUUGGAAACUUAGAUUCCCUAGGUCAGGGGGUUCCCAAUCUGGGGUAAAUGUACACCCAGGGUUAUAUUUCGACUUUUCAAGGAGUACAUUACAGAUAAAGUAUAAGGAAUUAAGAUUUCCAAAACUUCUAAUCUGCGUUGGAAUAUUAUAUUACCUGAUGUUAAUAAUUUAAAGAUGUAUAUUCUAUGUAGAAUGGCAAAUAAAAGUAUUACAGUAAUAUCCAAGUUCCAUUUGGAAUGCUUUAUUUGAAAUGAUAAAGGGAAGGAUCAGGAUGGACAAUAUAGAAGCAAGAAGGUAUGAAAGAGUAAUAAAUCUUCUAUCAAUGAAAAUUGUUUCACGACGCAGUCCACAAAUAUAAUGAAUUUGUUUAUGAAAUUAUUAUUCCGUGAGAAAUACUAGAACUGGUAAUAAAUUUGCUACCAAAUGAUAUUAUUACUAACAAUUUAUUAUUGUUAGAAUCUAAUUUCAAAUUCACUAGAGAACUGUAACAGUUCAGCCCUAAGGUUGACUAAUUUUGAUUACGAAUGUUGCAAAAGUGUCCAUAAAAAAUUAUGGUGGACAUAUUUUUUCAUAAUUUCUAAAAUAAGAGGUUUCCUUGAGCUACGAUCUAGAUUACUUAAGAUGGAAAGGAUAUAGGUAACCAGACUUGGAUAGUAGAGGGAGCUGCAAUCAAUGAGCAGGUUCAUAUCUAUGCUACUAGGGUUGGAAGUAAUUAAAGUUAAGAUGACCUAUAUUAUUUUAUGGUUGUUGGGAAGAGGGAAGCAUUCUGAAAUGGUUCUGAACCAUGAUUGUAUUUACUUUAAAAAAGACUCAUAUUGUGAGUUGGCAAUUUUGGUUAAAAACGGGCCCACAUUGUCUUU
Molecule: messenger RNA, 1909 nt
Organism: Styela clava
Lineage: Eukaryota; Metazoa; Chordata; Ascidiacea; Stolidobranchia; Styelidae
Source: RefSeq, a predicted model, not a curated record